GCAAUCUAAGAGCAAAUGCUAAACCCGUUAUUAUAUGAAUAGACAUAAAUACCAUUCUUUAGUUGUCUUUAACUGAUUUACUUCUCUGAACUACACUUCUGUUUGUGAAAUCAAUUAUUUGUGUAGUUUUGUGUGAAUAUCGGCUAAAAUAUCGGCUAAAACAUGGCUGAAGAUCCCGAUCCAUCACAAUAUCUUAUUGUGACAUUAGAGCAGAAGAGGAAGGACCAGACCAAGCCUUACGAUGGAAAGAAAAUGGUUUGGGUUCCCGACGAAAAAGAGUGCUAUCUUUUGGGUAAUAUCUCCGGAACUAAGGGCGAUAUGGUUACCGUUGAUGUCGGUAAAGGAGAAGAGAGGACAUUAAAGAAAGAUCUUCUGCAACAAGUGAAUCCACCAAAGUUUGAAAAAUGUGAGGACAUGGCGUCCCUCACAUACCUUAACGACGCCAGUGUUUUACAUAAUCUCAGAGAGAGAUACUCUCAAAAAAUUAUUUAUACAUACUCCGGACUGUUUUGUGUGGUAAUCAAUCCAUACAAACGAUACCCGAUUUACACCAAUAGAGUGGUACAGAUGUAUAGAGGCCGACGAAAGACUGAAGUACCUCCACAUCUGUUCGCCAUUUCUGACGGCGCUUACACUGAGAUGUUGACGAAUCGCGAGAAUCAAUCCAUGUUAAUCACCGGUGAGUCGGGUGCCGGUAAAACUGAGAACACCAAGAAAGUCAUUGCUUACUUUGCUAAUGUCGGUGCCGUCACUAAGGCCUCAGACAAAAAAGAUGGAAAUAAGAAGGGUAAUUUGGAGGAUCAGGUCGUUCAGACUAAUCCUGUAUUGGAAGCCUUCGGUAACGCUAAGACUGUACGUAACGACAACUCUUCACGUUUCGGUAAAUUCAUUAGAAUUCAUUUCGGACCGAUGGGUAAACUGGCCGGUGCUGACAUCGAAACAUAUCUUCUGGAGAAGGCUCGUGUCAUUUCUCAACAAACUCUUGAGAGAUCGUAUCACAUCUUCUAUCAGAUGAUGUCAGGAGCUGUUACAGGACUUAAAGAGAUGUGUUUACUCUCUAAUGAGAUCUUGGACUAUAAUUUCGUAUCCCAGGGUAAAACUACUAUUCCCAAUGUCGAUGACGGUCAGGAAAGUAAAGAUACUGAUAAUGCUUUCGAUGUGUUGGGCUUUUCUGAAGAUGAGAAGCAUAACGUUUAUAAGAUUACUGCCGCUGUUAUGCAUUUGGGAACAAUGAAAUUCAAACAAAGACCUCGAGAGGAACAGUGCGAACCCGAUGGUACUGAAGAUGGUGAACGUGUGGCUCAUUUGCUCGGUGUUAACGCCGUUGACCUCUACAAGAACUUCUGUAAACCCAGAAUAAAGGUCGGAACAGAAAUGGUGACUCAGGGAAGAAACCAGAAUCAGGUCAUGUACUCCAUGGGUGCUAUGGCUAAGGCUAUGUUUGAUCGACUCUUCAAAUGGAUGGUCAAGAAAAUUAAUGAGACUUUGGACACAAAGCAGAAGAGACAGUAUUUCAUUGGUGUCCUCGAUAUCGCCGGCUUUGAAAUCUUUGACUUUAAUAGCUUCGAGCAGUUGUGCAUUAAUUUCACAAACGAAAAACUGCAACAGUUUUUCAAUCACCACAUGUUUGUGUUAGAACAGGAAGAAUAUAAAAGAGAAGGUAUUGAUUGGGAUUUUAUUGACUUUGGUAUGGAUUUACUCGCUUGUAUUGAACUCAUUGAAAAGCCAAUGGGCAUCCUCUCAAUCUUAGAGGAAGAAAGUAUGUUUCCCAAAGCCAGUGACAAAACUUUUGAAGAAAAGUUGAAAACCAAUCAUUUGGGUAAAUCGCCUAACUUUGUGAAGCCUAAGCCGCCUAAACCUGGCUGUCAAGAGGCUCACUUCGCUAUUGUCCACUACGCCGGUACUGUGCCGUAUAACGUGACCGGUUGGCUCGAGAAGAAUAAGGAUCCACUUAACGACUGUGUUGUCGAUCAAUUCAAACACGGCUCUAACGAAUUGGUUAAAUUAAUCUUCGAAGAUCAUCCGGGUCUGGGAGGUGGUGAUGAUAAGGGAGGCAAAGGAGGUGGACGUAAAAAGGGUUCAGGUUUCCAGACCGUUUCCGGUCUCUAUCGGGAACAAUUGAAUAAACUGAUGACAACAUUACGUCAAACCCAACCUCACUUUGUCCGGUGCAUCAUUCCCAAUGAAACCAAAUCUCCAGGUGUGAUUGACGCUCAUUUGGUAUUACAUCAGUUGACCUGCAAUGGUGUACUCGAAGGUAUCCGUAUUUGUCGUAAAGGUUUCCCCAAUAGGAUGUUGUAUCCAGACUUCAAACAAAGAUACACAAUCCUGGCGCCUACCAUCCUUCCCAAAGGAUUUGUUGACGCAAAGGUAGCCACAGAAAAGCUCGUUAAGGCCACUAAUAUAGAUGAUCAGGAGUACCGGUUCGGUAAUACUAAGAUUUUUUUCCGCGCCGGUGUUUUGGGUCGUCUGGAAGAGAUGAGAGACGACCGGUUGGGCAAAAUCAUCACUUGGCUUCAGGGAUGGGUUCGUUGGUAUCAAUGCAAGAAGUCAUUCAAGAAAUUACAGGAACAGAGAAUUGCAUUAUUGGUUAUCCAACGAAAUUUACGCAAAUUCUUGACACUUCGCAACUGGUUGUGGUGGAAGUUGUACUCAAAGGUCAAACCAUUGUUGAAUGUCGCGCGAGUUGAGGAUGAGCUCAAAGCACUCGAAGAAAAACUUAAGAAAGAACACGAAGCCUUUGAAAGGGAAGAAAAACUUCGCAAAGAACUCGAAGUCAAAAACGUUCAGCUCUUGCAAGAGAAGAACGAUCUGUUCUUACAAUUAGACUCUGAGAGAAGCUCUUCCGGUGAUGUUGAAGAACGUCUACUUAAAGCCAUCUCUCAAAAGGCCGAUCUUGAGAGCCAACUCUCUGACCUUCAAGACCGACUGUCCCACGAGGAGGACGCACACACCUCUCUCAACUCAUCUAAGAAGAAGUUGGAAUCAGAAUUAUCUCAACAAAAGAAAGAAAUUGAAGACUUGGAGCUAUCCCUACAAAAAGCAGAACAGGACAAAUCAUCAAAAGACCAUCAAAUUCGUAACUUAAACGACGAAAUCGCACAUCAGGACGAACUGAUCAACAAAUUGAAUAAAGAAAAGAAAAAUUUGCAAGAAGUGAGUCAAAAGACUUCUGAAGACCUUCAGGCAACUGAAGACAAAGUCAAUCAUUUGAACAAAGUUAAGGCCAAAUUGGAACAAACAUUAGAUGAACUCGAAGACAAUCUCGAGAGAGAAAAGAAACAAAGAGCUGAAAUCGAAAAGAAUAAACGCAAGAUUGAGGGCGACCUCAAACUGGCUCAGGAGGCAGUGGCAGAUCUCGAGAAAAAUAAAAAAGAAUUGGAACAAUCAAUUCAACGAAAGGAGAAAGAGAUGGCCAGUUUGGCGGCAAAACUUGAAGACGAACAGAGUUUGGUCUCUAAAUUGCAAAAACAAAUUAAAGAACUUCAGGCCCGAAUUGAGGAACUUGAAGAGGAACUGGAGGCCGAACGUCAAGCCCGAGCCAAGGCUGAGAAACAACGGGCAGAUCUUUCCCGUGAGAUUGAAGAGUUAAGUGAACGUCUUGAGGAGGCAGGAGGUGCCACCUCUUCUCAAAUUGAAAUGAAUAAACGUCGCGAAGCAGAGAUGUCUAAAUUGAGAAGAGAUCUCGAAGAAUCAAAUCUACAACACGAACAGUCAAUGUCUGCUCUCAGGAAGAAACACAACGAUUCUGUGGCUGAACUCAGCGAACAAGUGGACCAACUGAACAAAGCUAAGGCCAGGAUUGAAAAGGAAAAACAACAAACAAAAGGUGAAUUGGAUGACCUAAAGGCCAGUGUGGAACACCUCACUAGAGAUAAGGCCAACACUGAGAAGCAAAACAAACAGUUGGAAAUGCAAUUGGGAGAAGUGACCGGAAAGUUGGACGAAACCAAUAGGACUUUAGGUGACUUCGACGCAUCCAAGAAGAAAUUGGCGGUUGAAAACUCUGAACUCCAGAGACAGCUCGAAGACGCAGAGUCACAGAUUGCACAGCUAAGUAAACUCAAGUCUUCAUUACAGACACAACUCGAUGAAGCAAAACGAACCGCUGAUGAAGAAAGCAGAGAAAGAGCAUCAAUUUUGGGUAAAUUCCGUAAUCUUGAGCAUGACUUGGAUGGAGCCCGAGAAUCACUCGAUGAAGAGAUUGAGGCUAAGGCUGAUCUCCAAAGACAACUCAGCAAAGCUAAUGCAGAGAUCCAACAGUGGAGAACAAAGUUCGAAAGCGAAGGUCUGGCCAGACUUGAGGAGCUCGAGGAGGCAAAGAAGAAGUUAGGCGUUAAAUUGCAAGAAGCAGAUGAACACAUUGAACAACUCAAUGCUAAAGUAUCCGGACUCGAGAAGACAAAACAACGAUUGGCCGGAGAGCUCGAAGAUAUGGCCAUUGAAGUCGAACGGGCAAACGCUUUGGCCUCAACUCUCGAAAAGAAACAGAAAUCAUUUGAUAAGAUUGUCGCCGAAUGGAAGCAAAAGGUGGACGACUUGGCUGCAGAACUCGAUGCCUCACAGAAAGAGUGUAGAAAUUAUUCAACAGAACUGUUCAAACUCAGAGCUGCUUAUGAGGAAAGCCAAGAACAGUACGAUGCAGUCAAACGUGAAAACAAGAACUUACAGGACGAGAUCAAAGACUUGUUGGAUCAGUUGGGCGAAGGCGGACGUUCUGUUCAUGAAUUAGAGAAAUCUCGCAAACGAUUGGAGAUGGAAAAGGAAGAACUGCAGGCAGCUCUUGAAGAAGCCGAAGCAGCUCUUGAACAGGAAGAGAACAAAGUACUGAGAGCACAGCUCGAGUUAUCUCAAGUAAGACAAGAGAUUGACCGCAGACUUCAAGAGAAAGAAGAGGAGUUCGAAAACACCCGAAAGAACCAUCAAAGAGCACUCGACUCAAUGCAGGCCAGUCUCGAAGCAGAAGCCCGUGGAAAGGCUGAGGCUUUGAGAAUGAAGAAGAAGUUGGAGAGCGAUAUCAAUGAAUUGGAAAUAGCAUUAGACCACAGCAAUAAAGCCAAUGCUGAGGCACAGAAAAAUAUUAAGAAAUACCAACAGACACUCAAAGAAUUGCAAACAGCUUAUGAAGAAGAACAACGAGCCAGAGAUGAAGCCAGAGAACAGUAUGCUAUGGCUGAACGCAGAUGUAAUGCUCUUCACGGAGAGCUUGAAGAGACCAGACAACUGCUCGAACAGGCUGAUAGAGCGCGAAGAAGUGCUGAGACAGAGCUCUCAGAACUGCAUGAGUCUAACAAUGAAUUGUCGGCUCAAAACUCUUCACUUACUGUUGCGAAGAGGAAAUUGGAGGGAGAAAUGCAGGCUUUGCAGGCGGACUUGGAUGAGAUGCUCAAUGAGGCCAAACAGUCUGAAGAGAAGGCCAAGAAGGCUAUGGUAGACGCCGCCCGACUGGCAGAUGAGUUGCGUGCAGAACAAGAACACGCCCAACAACAGGAGAAGCUAAGGAAAGCUAUGGAACAACAAAUCAAAGAACUUCAGGUCCGUCUCGACGAGGCUGAAGCCGCAGCACUCAAAGGAGGAAAGAAAAUCAUUCAAAAACUCGAACAAAAGGUUCGAGAAUUGGAACAGGAGUUGGAUUCUGAACAGAGACGACACGGAGACGCGUCCAAGAAUUUGAGGAAAGCUGAGAGACGUAUCAAAGAAUUGCAAUUCCAGGCCGACGAAGACCGCAAAAAUCACGAACGCAUCCAAGACUUAGUCGACAAAUUGCAACAAAAGAUUAAGACAUAUAAGAGACAGAUUGAAGAGGCGGAAGAAAUAGCAGCUUUGAAUUUGGCUAAAUUCAGAAAAGUUCAACAAGAACUCGAAGAUGCAGAGGAAAGGGCUGACAUGUCUGAGAACGCUUUGGCUAAACUUAGAGCCAGAAAUCGCAGCUCGGCUUCAACCUCACGGGCCAUGAGUCCCGGCCCAAUUCCUAAGCCGAGACCAAAAUCAAGAGUUGUUGACGAAGAGUAAAAUGCUGUCAUCGAUAUCAAGAUUAUUACUAUUAUUAUAAAUGAUAUCAAAUGUUGAUUUGAAAUCCUUAUUAUAAUUAAAUCUCUUUAUAAAACUUGUUCUCUAUUUUUCUCUUUUCUCAAUCUAUGUCUACAUUAAUGUCAAUCACUUUAAUUAAUCGUGAUUUUAGUGCAAACAAUAAAUCGAUUUAA
This is a messenger RNA of Oppia nitens, 6203 nucleotides long. It is a transcript of the gene Mhc, whose product is annotated as myosin heavy chain, muscle-like. The coding region runs from base 163 to 6012 and encodes 1949 amino acids. Gene Ontology annotation, cellular component: myosin complex. Lineage: Eukaryota; Metazoa; Arthropoda; Arachnida; Sarcoptiformes; Oppiidae. The transcript has 23 exons. The record is from RefSeq and is a predicted model, not a curated record. Gene Ontology annotation, molecular function: cytoskeletal motor activity; actin filament binding; ATP binding.